Molecule: messenger RNA, 3382 nt
Organism: Gambusia affinis (western mosquitofish)
Lineage: Eukaryota; Metazoa; Chordata; Actinopteri; Cyprinodontiformes; Poeciliidae
Gene: mcoln3b
Product: mucolipin TRP cation channel 3b
Exons: 14
Coding region: 267-2105 (612 amino acids)
Cellular component (GO): lysosomal membrane; plasma membrane
Molecular function (GO): NAADP-sensitive calcium-release channel activity
Source: RefSeq, a predicted model, not a curated record
AAAUAUGAACGCAUUCAUAACUCUAACACCAAACCAGACAUCCCGUAAGAUGUAUUGUUUUUAUUGAAUCGAAGCUUAAUUAAAGUUCGUGUAAUCUGCGGUGGGUGCUUCGGAAAUUGAUUGAAGUGGAGAACAUUGGUCAUUUGAGAAGCAGUUCCUCGUUCAUUCCUGAUGGGAGAAUCAGAGAUACUUAGAACAACGCGUUGAUAAUACGGCGCUGCAGUUUACUGCCUUUCCUGGGAAAAAAAAUCAGAAUAAUUUCAGACAUGGAAGAGUCCAGUGAGACUUAUGAUGUCCUUGAGACAAACCAUUCCAUUUCGUGGGAAGACCACCAGUGUCAGAGCACGGAGGAGAGAACUGAAUGCCUCCGAAGGAAGAUCAAGUACUACUUCAUGAAUCCGUGUGAGAAAUACCACGCGCGGGGACGGAAACCUUGGAAACUUGUGCUGCAGAUUGUCAAAAUUGCUAUAAUUACCAUGCAGCUGGUCUUAUUUGGCCUGAGCAAUCAAAUGGUCGUUACUUUCAAGGAAGAAAAUCUGCUGACCUUCAAGCACCUCUUCCUCAAAGAUUAUGUUGACGGAGGUAUGGAAACCCACGCCAUUUACAGACAAGCUGAUGUUUAUGAUCACAUCGACUACGUUAUUACUCAGUACGGACUUCUGCACAACAACACUGUUGGGAAUCAUGAAUAUGAGAAAAAUGGCUCUUCCUACAACCCACUGCUUCUCUGUCAGGACUUCUACAAGAAUGGCAGCAUCUACCCUGGAAGUGAAAUUUUUGAAAUUGAUGCUCACGUGGAUACGGAAUGCCUUAAAAUCUAUCCACUCAUUCCUGUACCGCUACGUGACAUGCCUCAAAACUUUGAACUGCAUUUUAAAAGGCUGCUCCUUGUGAAGAUCACAUUCACUGUCAAGGCCAUUAAUCUGCAAACUGUGAGAUAUCGAGAGCUGCCUGACUGCUACGACUUCACUGUCAUUAUUACUUUUAACAAUCAAGCUCACAGUGGCAGAAUGAAAGUCGACCUGGAAAUGGAUGUGGAAAUCAACGAAUGCAAAGACUGGAAAGUCAUUGGAGCCUCUGCAAGAAAGAUAUACCUGACUGUGAUGUUCGACUGCCUCAUCAUCAUAACCUGCAUCACCUCCUUUGUGCUCUGCACACGCUCAGUGAUCAAAGGGAUUCUGCUGAUGUGUGAGUACAGUCGUCAUUGCAGAACACACUCUGGUAGAGACGUGCCGUGGUCGGACAAACUGGAGUUUGUGAACGGCUGGUACAUCCUGAUCAUUGUCAGCGACACGCUGACUAUCAUAGGCUCCAUUCUCAAGAUAGAGAUUGAGUCUAAGGUCUUUACAAGCUACGAUGUGUGCAGCAUCUUCCUCGGCAUCGGCACCAUGUUUGUUUGGAUCGGAGUCAUCCGUUACCUGGGUUACUUCAAGAAGUACAACGUUCUCAUUGUGACGCUCCGGGCAGCUUUUCCAAAUGUUAUCCGUUUCGUCUGUUGUGCUGGAAUAAUAUACAUAAGCUACUGUUUUUGUGGCUGGAUCGUGAUUGGUCCGUUUCACGAAAAGUUCCGGACCCUUAACACCGUGUCGGAGUGUUUGUUCUCAUUGAUCAACGGAGACGACAUGUUCCCCACAUUCAAAGAGAUGAAGCAGAAGAGGAGCCUGGUGUGGCUUUUCAGCAGAGUCUACAUCUAUACCUUUGUGUCGCUCUUCAUCUACAUGAUCCUCAGUCUUUUCAUCACAAUAAUCACCGACACAUACUACACAGUCAAGCAGCAGCAGGAGAACGGAGUCCCAAUAUCAGAGCUGCAGAAAUUUCUCUCUGUGUGUAAAGAUCUGCCAAAUUCUGGAGUUUAUAGACUUGAAAAUAACAACAGCUGCAUCAUUAACUGCUGCAUCAACAGGUACAAUCACAUAUCUACAUCUGUUCAUUUAAAAUGGAUUUUCAUAUUCAGUUUCAUUCAGAAAUAUCCGACCCCCACAGAUGAUGUAUAUAAUCUACUAAUUAAAUUCCAGACAUUUCUAGACUCAAACCUCUGGUCAUCUUAUUCAUUUUUGUACAAGUUAAAAAAGGGCCGAUAUUUGAAAUCUAUUAGUUCUGAUUGAAACUAAUAGCAAACUUUAAAUAUGAAACAUGGACAAACCAGAAACUAAAAGAAAGUAACAAAAAAAUAAAAGAAAGAGCUAAAGAACAGGGAGAACGAGGAAACAGCCAAAGAACAGAUGGAAAGAACAAAAAUGUAACAAAGGUGGGAAGAAGUCCUUGCUUGAACAAAAAAGGAUGGAUGGCUGGUCCAUUUAGAAAAAAGGAUAAAGUGUAUAAAAUAUGAACUUUUUUACAUGUACAUCCAGACUCUGCAAACCCUUUCAAUACUCAAAGUCUGUACCUUUCCAGACUCUGUACAAACAUUGUUUUUCUUUAACCACACAACUGUUUGUAAGGUAAAACUGAAACAUAAUUAAGUUUUUGGGAAACCUAGAAUGAGCUGCAAUCACGAUCAGGACAACAAAGCUUCCACAACAGAUUAUUUCCUCACACCAAAUGGGCCGUGGGAAUAAGAAGACGCAUUUUUUUAAGUCGACAUUCCAAGAAUCUAUGGAGCUGAAAACCUGUUUGACUGAAUAAAACCUCAACAUUUUUAUCAAACCUUAGCUGUUUAGCCAGGAGACGUAUAAAAAUCAACCGCAUGACCUGAUAAAGGCUGCUAUAAAAUGUUCAGAUUCCAGGGAAAAUUUGGACAAGACUGAAAAGAUUAAUUUCCUGGAUUUACAGAAAUCAUGACAGGGAUGUUUUGCCAUAUAUGUUCCAAAUGCUGUUAUUCAACAAGGCAUCAUCUUUCCUCGUCACAACAAUGUCUUAAAGAAUGGGAGUUGAUUUAUAUAUUCACUGUAUGAUUGAUAUUUUUUGACAAAUAUAAAUAAGAGUCAUCUUCCAGAUGAAAGCACUUCUUUAAAUCAAUCAUCAGAAACAGUAAUAAGCUAUAAAACAUUAAGAUCAGAUUUGUUUUUUGUUUUUUUCAUUCCAGAUGCAAGACUCACCAAGAGAGGCUGACAUCAGAGGCAUAGCAGUUUCUGAGUAUUUUAUACUUUAGGGAUUCCUGGAAUCAAAUUAAAUAAACUUAUAAAAACCUGCUACAAGAACAAACUGGAGAAAGAUAAACUCAAAAUGAGACACAAACCUGAAAACAUCUUGUAAAUAGAAAAUAUAAUGAUAUUGUAGAUAUAAAAAAUGUAAUGCUUGUACAGUAACUAUGUAACUUUGGAGAAAUUCCUUUGUUGUACACAAAAAUUAAUCAGUGAUGCUGAAAUGUACAUUGAAUAAGAUUUUAUUUCUCCGUUGUGAGGAGAAAGAAUCAAUAUAAAAUCCAUUUUUCCCAUCAUUA